Messenger RNA from Clunio marinus, 288 nucleotides. Lineage: Eukaryota; Metazoa; Arthropoda; Insecta; Diptera; Chironomidae. The record is from the annotation of a GenBank genome assembly.
AUGUUAUGGAGUGACGAAACACGAAGACAUAAUAAACACAAUCGUGACCUUGCCUACGAGUAUCCGUUCGAAGGUUACGUACCUAUUAGAAAGACCACGCACUUGAGAAGCGUUAGAGAUAUUACAUAUAGGUCUAAGCUGCUGAUUGUUGUGUCCGUUAGAUUUGUUGAACUUAAUUAUACGCAAUCAAUAACAACACAAAACAAGAUCCAAAAAGCUACUAAAGACCACAAAAAUUUUGAUGAAUUAUCAUCGCACAAUACUUUCGUCUCCCUUCGUAAUCAAUAA